AUGCAGCAGGCCGGUUACAGUGAGGAAGAGGAAGUGUAUCGGGCCUACGAGAACAUGGCGCCGGAAUACCGGCUGUACAUUAGACGCCAUGAGUUCACGACCCUGGCUCAGUUGACACAGAUGGCGACAGAGCAUGAGAGCGUGAGACAACUGGAGUCAAGCCGCGUUGGAGUGUUGCGAAAGAUGGGCAUGAACAAUGAGGGUCCCAAUAUGCGUCGCACCCCAACUCCGUUUCGGAAUCCCGGAACACCCCAUCAUGAAGUGGGUGCUACACACCGUAUGCUCGUGCAGCCCGGGGCAACCGUAGACGUGCAGCGCGCGUGCCGCCGAUGCGGGGAAGUGGGGCAUUUCCGGCGGGAGUGUACUGGCCCACCAGUGGACUUUUGUUGGGAUUGCGGCCGUAGAGGGAUCUUGAAACGGGACCGGGAAACGGACAACGUCUUCGCCGAGGCCCGGGAGCAGCGGAGACGUUGGGAGAAACAACCCGGCCACACACAACUCGCAAUUGAGACUGCACAAUGGCCUGAUUACGUGCGGAUCGGCGGACGAUGGGUGGACGCGACAAUUGACACGGGAGCGUCGCGGAGUUUUGUCAGUGAGGAAUUCGCCCGCAUGGUGGCCAAACGAGAAGAGAUCUAUGGAAUCACGACCACGAUCGCACUGGCGGACCGAUCGAACUUGAAGGUGGAGGAGCUAUGGCGCACCCGGGUGGAAUUUGCUGGUAAACAGGUAACGAUGCCAUUUUUGAUUUUGCCCACUAUGUUAGACCGCAUGAUAUUGGGUAUGGAUUUCUUGGCCGUGAUGGGGACACGAAUACAAUGCGGGACAGCGACUCUGGCAAUGACGUUGAGUCCGUCGGCGGAAGAUGCCCGACUACUCCCGAGUCAAGCGGAGUCGAUCCCGGCCAUGACGAUAAACACAGGGAAGCUGGAAAGGAAAAGGAAAACAGCACAGACGAGGGAAGAAUCUAGCUUCAAGAGUCCGAAAAUGGAUCAGGCGGAGGUAAACGAGGCUCCGUCAAACAACAGGAUCAUGCAUUCGUUAGCUAGUUCUGAGAUGACAAGGUUCAACGAGUCACACGGCCAGGAGGCGGCGGCACAGGAAAAGGUGCCAGAGAUACAGAGACCGAACGAGGACUGCGAAACGGAAGGUGGCCAACCAGAGACGGGAACGGAUGACUUAAGGCCCGACCAACGGGAAUUCAUCGCUCGUGAGUUGGCACUCUUCGAGAAACUUCAAGGAGUAUCCCACGUAGCGGAGCAUCGGAUAGUCAUGCGCGACGACAAGCCCGUGAAACAGAGAUACUACCCGAGGAACCCAGCGAUGCAACAAGUGAUCGACGCUCAAGUAGAUGAACUCCUCCGCGCCGAUGCUAUUGAACCCUCGCGAAGUCCUCACAGUGCCCCGAUUGUGUUAGUCAAGAAAAAGACGGGCGACUGGCGAAUGUGUGUAGAUUAUCGGCAGUUAAAUGCCCAUUCGGUGCCGAACGCAUACCCAGUCCCAAGGAUCAACCAUAUUCUGGAGAAAUUGCGACAAGCGCGGUAUAUUUCGACGUUGGAUCUCAAACACGGCUACUGGCAGAUACCAAUGGCUCGAGACAGUCGCCAAAUCACCGCCUUCACGGUCCCAGGUAGAGGCCUAUUUCAAUGGAAGGUCAUGCCAUUCGGACUCCAUUCGGCCGGCGCAACUUUUCAACGGGCCUUAGAUAGCGUUAUCGGCGCAGAUAUGGACCCGUUCGCCUUCGCAUAUCUGGAUGACAUAAUUGUCAUAGGCGCCACAGAAGAGCAGCAUCUGACUAAUUUAGCCGAAGUCUUCCGAAGAUUGCGGAGGGCUAAUCCCCAGUAG
Molecule: messenger RNA, 1845 nt
Organism: Drosophila ficusphila
Lineage: Eukaryota; Metazoa; Arthropoda; Insecta; Diptera; Drosophilidae
Exons: 1
Coding region: 1-1845 (614 amino acids)
Biological process (GO): proteolysis
Molecular function (GO): aspartic-type endopeptidase activity; nucleic acid binding; zinc ion binding
Source: RefSeq, a predicted model, not a curated record